Molecule: messenger RNA, 2059 nt
Organism: Mytilus trossulus (common blue mussel)
Lineage: Eukaryota; Metazoa; Mollusca; Bivalvia; Mytilida; Mytilidae
Product: protein TBATA-like
Exons: 8
Coding region: 32-1324 (430 amino acids)
Source: RefSeq, a predicted model, not a curated record
UCAGAAUGUUUUUCUUUUCUUUUUUUGCAGCAUGAGUCAGUCUGAAGUAUUUCGACCAUCAAAUGGUUCGCUGAUAGCAAAUCCUGGACCUGUACACGAAGGUUAUAUGAGUCCAAUGGAUGCCUUUAGAAAACAAAGACCAUCAACACAGUCCGGAUCACGAUUUGGGGCACUUAGCCAAAACUCAUUUUUCACACGACACAAUCCACAUCCAGGAAGAGUGAGGCAUAUAAAAGGAUUAUUAGAUGUACCUAUUUGUGCUGUGAAUGAUGAUGGAUAUUUCGCCAACCCCAAAUAUUCUUUACAAUUCCCUCCAAAUAGUUUCAACAAAGACAAAUUAGCCAAUCAGAGAAUACCAGUUAAUGCAAUUAAUGUGAAUUCACAACUACAUCCAAUCAACACAGUCACAGGAUUACAGUAUUUUACAGGACUCAAUAGUUAUCCAUGGAGAGAAAAAGCUAUUCCAAAAGUUGGUCUUGUUCCUGUAACAGAAAGAUGGAGGGACGAAUUGAAAUCUCUCACCGAGGGUCUUACUUUGCCAGAACAACAACAACAACCACAGCAACCAAGAGAACUCGAACGACCAAGGACACAAUAUUCCGAAAAGACUGGUAGGAUUAUACCACCACCUUCAAGAGCUAUGUCACGUGGUCAGUCUCGAGGACAGUCACGAGGAGGGAGACCAAUGCCUAAUUUACAACACAUAUCAGCCGAACCAGAUUCAGAAGCUAUGGUAUUGUCAAUGUUAUGUCAGAUAUUACAAACAGAAGAUAUUAACGCUGUCCAAGCAUGGCUGUGUUCUGCUGGCGAAAGAGAAAAAGCCUUAGUACAAGAUUUUAUCAAAGCCGCUGUAACAAGCAAAGAUGAUUAUUACAAGAGAGACGUUCCAGUAGAAUAUAUGGAAGGUGAUAGUAAAACAAAACUCCCACCUAUUAGUGAGAACAGUCAGCUUAUACAACAACAACAACAAGCCGCUGGUGAUGUAGAUAGAUUAAUUGUAACAGAAAACAGACCACCAGUUAUAUCUGGAGGCAUUGGAGAUGACUUUACUGUAAAUCCUUUGGCCAUGUUAGAUGAGUUUUAUCCCGCUGACCAAAUGAAACCACCAGUAUCAGAGCCUUUCAAGAAGCCUCCAACAAGAAGUGGAUCACGCAUGCGUACUCCUUUGAAAACUACAGUACCUGCUACCAAUGGUAUCAGCACUGAUCAGGCCGUCACACUUAGAUAUACCAACUCUGCAAAAGGGAAAAGAGAAAGUGAAAAUCAAAUUCAGGAACCAGUAGUCGAGCCCACAUACCAAGUUACUAGUCCAAACACAUUUUGAAAAUCAGGAAGUUAGACUAAAAAUACUUGAAUUCAAGAGUCUUUGUGAACAUGGUGAAUCUUACAGAACAAAAGCAAAUUUCUGUUCGUUUCUUAAAGAAUGAAGGAAAUUAUUUAACAGACAAUUAUCAUCAAUUCAAUUAACUGACAGAUUAUUCUUUAGUUUUAAUUUUCCUUGGACAGAACGUACUUUUUUCUUGUUUUCUUUGCUUUCAUUUGUUAGUUAUAUAACUUCAAAACAUUGUAUAAAAUAAUCACUCAAGUGCUCCAAUAUCAGUAUUAUAUACAUAUGGUAGUAUUGUUUAUUUAUUAUAACGUCAGGAUUUUAAAAGUGAAGAGAUAACUUUUUCACGUAGUACGAUAGUGAACGAUUGCUAUAGUUUUCAUUCCGUCCAUUUUAAUAUGUAGAAGUCAUGUUCAAGUAUUAUUCUAUCAUUUGUUAUUUUUUUGAAGUCUGACUUCCUUGGAAAUGAUUGAUAACCGAAACAACUAGUUACAAUAGUGAAAUAAUUUUCGAGGUCGUUAUAUCAUGAAUAUUUUUACGUGUUCUGUUUUAUGUAUUACAUUUUCUGUUAUUGUUAAGUUGUUCAAAAGUUUAUUUAUGUAUAAAAUUUAGUUAAGUUGUAUAUACGAGUGUCUAUGAAGUCAUAAUGCUCAUGUUGAAUGAAGAACUGAACAUGAUUUUGCUCAAACAUACAUUGUAUUUAUUUCCUUCAAUAAAAGCUGCUGUGAUAUA